Molecule: messenger RNA, 1099 nt
Organism: Phragmites australis (common reed)
Lineage: Eukaryota; Viridiplantae; Streptophyta; Magnoliopsida; Poales; Poaceae
Exons: 3
Coding region: 117-968 (283 amino acids)
Source: RefSeq, a predicted model, not a curated record
AGAAGCAACGAGUGAAAGCGAAGUAGCGAACAGAGGUAAUCACUGGAUUUUACUAGCUUCGGUUGGUUCUGUCCAGCACGCGAUCCCCUUCGCCUUCUCGCGGGAGCGCACCGGCGAUGGCGUCGACGCGGCCGGGGACGACGGCUGGGUUGCCGCCGCCGUGGAGCAGGCUGGAGGGGCAGGUGGUGCUGGUGACGGGCGCGUCCUCCGGCAUCGGCCGCGAGUUCUGCCUCGACCUGGCGCGCGCCGGCUGCCGCGUCGUCGCCGCCGCCCGCCGCACCGACCGCCUCCGUUCUCUCUGCGAGGAGAUCAACGACUCCGUGGCCGCCGGGCCCCCCCGGGCGGUGGCCGUGGAGCUCGACGUCGCCGCCGGGGGCUCGGCCUUGGAUGCCGCUGUGCAGAGGGCAUGGGACGCCUUCGGCCGCGUCGACGCCUUGGUCAACAACGCUGGCCUCCGAGGAGGAGUGCAUUCGCCACUGGAUUGGCCUGACGAUGAGUGGGACAAACUCAUCAAGACGAACCUCACCGGAUUAUGGCUUGUCGCCAAACAUGUCUGCAGACGCAUGCGUGAUGCCAAGCUAAAGGGUUCAGUAAUUAACAUUUCGUCUAUUGCUGGUCUUAACCGUGGGCAUCUGCCUGGCUCCAUUGGAUACGCAUCGUCCAAGUCUGCUGUGCAUUAUGCCACAAAGAUAAUGGCUUUGGAAUUAGGAGCAUACGGCAUUAGAGUGAACUCAGUUGCACCUGGACUAUUCAAAUCAGAGAUAACCAGUCCUCUAUUGCAAAAGAGAUGGUUGAACACUGUUGCUUCAAAGAUAGUGCCUCUUAAGACGCAUGGGACUACUGAUCCAGCAUUGACUUCUCUAGUUCGUUUCCUGAUCCAUGAAGCAUCGUCCUAUGUGACCGGCAACAUCUUCGUUGUAGAUUCAGGUGUCACCUUACCUGGUGUUCCAAUAUUCUCUUCCCUGUAAUUUUUCUUUGAGUUUAGAUUAAUACAGAUAAGUUGGUACGAUUGCGUAAAGUAACCAAUAAAGGCUCCAUGAAGGAAGUGACGCUUCUGAACAGUUGGUUUCCAAUAAUAUUGUCUGUCAGUUCUGCUUUC